AUCCAAAGGAAGUUUAGUUCACACUUCUUUAAAUGUUGAUAUCUGGAAUCAAAUAGUAUUUCAAUUAAAGAUCACCAUACGUCAUUUUAUUAUAACUUGAAUUGUUAUCUCUCGUAUUUAAUGUGUUUUGAUGUUUGAAGUUCGUGAACCAUUCAGGAAGUGACUAGGAAGUAAGCACUGCAGUUGUCAGAGAAGGUAAAGAACACUUAUAAUUAGGAAACAGUGUUUAUUUAGUCAUUCCUGAAGCAAAUCUUUAGGCGUCAUGCAUAGAAGAGGAGUCGGAGCUGGCGCGAUCGCCAAAAAGAAACUUGCAGAGGCAAAGUACAAAGAGAGAGGUAAUGUCCUGGCUGAGGAUCAGAUUGCACAAAUGUCGAAACAGCUGGACACCUUCAAGACCAAUUUAGAGGAGUUUGCCAGCAAACAUAAACAGGAAAUCCGUAAAAGCUCUCAGUUCAGGGUGCAGUUCCAAGAGAUGUGCGCCACCAUAGGGGUCGACCCACUUGCCUCUGGAAAGGGCUUUUGGUCUGAAAUGCUUGGAGUAGGAGAUUUCUACUAUGAGCUUGGUGUGCAAAUUAUUGAAGUCUGUUUAGCUCUUAAACACAGAAAUGGUGGACUCAUCACAUUGGAUGAACUUCAUCAACGUGUCUUAAAAGGAAGAGGGAAGUUUGCACAAGAUGUGAGCCAAGAUGACUUAGUACGGGCCAUCAAGAAGCUCAAGGCUAUGGGAAACGGCUUUGGUAUGAUUCCUGUCGGGGGCUCUUAUUUGGUCCAGUCAGUACCAGCAGAGCUAAAUAUGGAUCACACUGUAGUUUUCCAGCUAGCAGAGAAAAAGGGAUAUGUGACCGUGAGUGAGAUCAGAGACAGCCUGAAGUGGGAGAGAGAAAGAGCUUGUCAUGUGCUUGAUCACCUGCUGAAAGAAGGCUUAGCAUGGCUGGAUUCCCAAGCUGCGGGAGAGCCACAGUACUGGCUGCCUGCUUUGUUCUCAGAGCUUGUAUCGCAAGACGUUACACCUGAAGAAGCCAAUCAGAUGACACCUUGAACAUAAGACGUUAUUUUGUAAACACAUGGCAACAGAGAAGGGGAAGUACAGAACUGGGGUCAAAGAACGUCCGUGACAUUGGAGAAUGUUACUCAAGCAAAGUUUGCUCGAGUAAAUACGGAGAACAAAAUAUCUACCUUUUUAUAUGUUUAUUAUUUAACGCUCCAUUUUCCACUGGAAAUAAAAAAUACAGAGACUACAAAUAGUUACUAUAUUGUUUUAUGUGUAUUGUAUAUUUCUCCUUGAUAAUAAAGAAAUAUUUGUUUAACCAUUAAA
Triplophysa dalaica is the source of this 1315-nucleotide messenger RNA. RefSeq names its product SNF8 subunit of ESCRT-II (gene snf8). The record is from RefSeq and is a predicted model, not a curated record. The coding region runs from base 263 to 1039 and encodes 258 amino acids. The transcript is spliced from 8 exons. Gene Ontology annotation, cellular component: ESCRT II complex. Gene Ontology annotation, biological process: protein transport to vacuole involved in ubiquitin-dependent protein catabolic process via the multivesicular body sorting pathway. NCBI's taxonomy places the organism in Eukaryota, Metazoa, Chordata, Actinopteri, Cypriniformes, Nemacheilidae.